GUUUUGCUUAUAGCACUCGAGCGGCCGUCGCUAACAAGCGACACUUGAGUCGCUAUUACCCGACGAGAAAUUGAAUUAAUGCCAUUAGAAUUCAUACUUUGAGGAUGUUUUUGAUACUGUAUUUCUUAUUCAUAAUACGUCAAGUUUCGUCGUAUCGUUACUUGCCAGACUCUGGGCAUGUUCCAUAUUCCUAUUCCACCCUCGAACGUGAUCUGCUAGCCAAUGCCACUGAAGUACCGCACCACGUACUUAUAGUCUAUGGUUCCUGGUAUUGCUCUGGAAGCCUGACAGCUAGUAAAAUCGUUGUCACUGCCGCUAGCUGCUUCAUUCAUUAUAAUGGGGAGGCGAUAGCUGUCAAAAUUGGCACCGAAUCGAUAACUGCUACUGGACAAAUAAUAUCAGUCGUUGAAUACAAAACACACGAAUAUUUUCAACAUUAUAGCAAAAUUGAUAAUGAUAUUGCAUUAAUGGUUCUAAAGGAAAAUGUCGAUUUUGAUGACGGAGAUAUUGAAAAGGUUGUCUUAAUACAGCCUGACGUUGCUCUUCGUGUUAAUACGCUUCUACAUGUUUACGGAUGGGGUGGUCCGGAAAAGGCAGUGAAGUACCAAAAUAUGCCUCUGUGUUCUGAUAUGCUUGUACUUGAUAGAACGGAGUGUGUGUCACGCUAUGGACGACUCAUGACUUCAUCGAAUUUUUGCGUAAGAUUUAAUCUUCAACGAAAGCUGAGCGAUAAUGGUGGAAGUGCAAUAUACAAUAGAACUUUAGUAGGGAUCCUAUCAGCUGGAGGCAAUAGCAAUGACUUGCCGCACUUUGCUAUUCUAACUAAUGUAUCUUAUUUCCAUAGAUGGAUUAAACUCAACACGGAGAUGUAUUUAAGAAAAUAUUGCUCAGCUCCCAAGUCUAAUGAGUAUUAUCAAAUUCGGUCUUCGGAGAUUCCUGAAACCUAGUCAAUAUUAUUAAUGAAAACUAAACAAAAGAAAGUUGUAAUUUUUUAUUUUCUAAGCAAAUUUUGGAGGCAGUUUUCGAUUCCAUGCAGACUAGAUCACUACGGACCCCGACGCUUACAAAGUACCUGCAAUAAAUCAAUUAGUCGAUAUUACGAGAUAGUGUUGUGUACUGACAGCAAUAUAAAUAUGAAAACUAAGUAGCCACCUUAUCACUGAUAACACUUCAUCCAAAAUAAAUACUCUACUAAAUGAGGUGCGGGUUACAAAGAGUAAAGUACUGCCAUCAAGUACUUUCGUCUCUUUCUAUCAAAUUUUAUUGAACACAUCAAGAAGAAGACAAAUGAGUAGUUUUAUUAAUACGGUGGAGUUUUUAUAAUAUUUUAAUUUUGAGAAA
This is a messenger RNA of Pieris brassicae (large cabbage white), 1341 nucleotides long. Its product is annotated as trypsin-3-like. Gene Ontology annotation, molecular function: serine-type endopeptidase activity. Gene Ontology annotation, biological process: proteolysis. The coding region runs from base 105 to 947 and encodes 280 amino acids. NCBI's taxonomy places the organism in Eukaryota, Metazoa, Arthropoda, Insecta, Lepidoptera, Pieridae. The transcript is spliced from 7 exons. The record is from RefSeq and is a predicted model, not a curated record.